GAGCUCCCACGCUGCUGUUCCUCUUCCAUUUUCAGCUUUUAAAGAACACCCGCCCCUUCGAACCACCGAGGUCAUGGGCGAAUACACCGGAGCGCAGCACCGCGCCCCUCCUGCCCGCCUCCGCGCCCUUGCCCAGACCGAGGCGGCCGACGCGCCUGCGUGCGCGCUAGGUAUAAAUAGGUCCCAGGAGGCAGCCACUGGGCAGAACCGGGCUGCGGGAGCCGCGGGCCAUGGCGGGCGAGAACCACCAGUGGCAGGGCAGCAUCCUCUACAACAUGCUUAUGAGCGCGAAGCAAACGCGCGCGGCUCCUGAGGCUCCAGAGACGCGGCUGGUGGAUCAGUGCUGGGGCUGUUCGUGCGGCGAUGAGCCCGGGGUGGGCAGAGAGGGGCUGCUGGGCGGGCGGAACGUGUCGCUCCUGUACCGCUGCUGCUUUUGCGGUAAAGACCACCCACGGCAGGGCAGCAUCCUCUACAGCAUGCUCACGAGCGCAAAGCAAACGUACGCGGCACCGAAGGCGCCCGAGGCGACGCUGGGUCCGUGCUGGGGCUGUUCGUGCGGCUCUGAUCCCGGGGUGGGCAGAGCGGGGCUUCCGGGUGGGCGGCCCGUGGCACUCCUGUACCGCUGCUGCUUUUGUGGUGAAGACCACCCGCGGCAGGGCAGCAUCCUCUACAGCUUGCUCACUAGCGCAAAGCAAACGCACGUGGCUCCGGCAGCGCCCGAGGCACGGCCAGUGGGCGCGUGGUGGGACCGCUCCUACUUCGCGCAGAGGCCAGGGGGUAGAGAGGCGCUACCAGGCGGGCGGGCCAUGGGGCUUCUGUACCGCUGCUGCUUUUGCGGUGAAGACCACCCGCAGCAGGGCAGCACCCUCUACUGCAUGCCCACGAGCACAAAUCAAGUGCAGGCGGCUCCGGAGGAGCGGCCGAGGGCCCCCUGGUGGGACACCUCCUCUGGUGCGCUGCGGCCAGUGGCGCUCAAGAGUCCACAGGUGGUCUGCGAGGCAGCCUCAGCUGGCCUGUUGAAGACGCUGCGCUUCGUCAAGUACUUGCCCUGCUUCCAGGUGCUGCCCCUGGACCAGCAGCUGGUGCUGGUGCGCAACUGCUGGGCGUCCCUGCUCAUGCUUGAGCUGGCCCAGGACCGCUUGCAGUUCGAGACUGUAGAAGUCUCAGAGCCCAGCAUGCUGCAGAAGAUCCUCACCACCAGGCGGCGGGAGACCGGGGGCGACGAGCCACUGCCCGUGUCCACGCUGCAGCCCCAUUUGGCACCGCCGGCGGAGGCCAGGAAGGUGCCCUCCGCCUCCCAGGUCCAAGCCAUCAAGUGCUUUCUUUCCAAGUGCUGGAGUCUGAACAUCAGUACCAAGGAGUACGCCUACCUCAAGGGGACCGUGCUCUUUAACCCGGACGUGCCGGGCCUGCAGUGCGUGAAGUACAUUCAGGGACUCCAGUGGGGAACUCAGCAGAUACUCAGUGAACACGCCAGGAUGACGCACCAAGGGCCCCAUGACAGAUUCAUCGAACUGAAUAGUACCCUUUUCCUGCUGAGAUUCAUCAAUGCCAAUGUCAUUGCUGAACUGUUCUUCAGGCCCAUCAUUGGCACAGUCAGCAUGGAUGAUAUGAUGCUGGAAAUGCUUUGUACAAAGUUGUAAAGGCCUGUGGGCCACACAAAUGCAGUAGUGCAGUUCACCAUGAGGGAAGAAUAAAGAGCUGUGGGCAAAAGAGUGUAAAAUAUUUUAAAAUAAACUUUCUUAUUAUUUUUA
Messenger RNA from Mandrillus leucophaeus (drill), 1754 nucleotides. It is a transcript of the gene NR0B1, whose product is annotated as nuclear receptor subfamily 0, group B, member 1. NCBI's taxonomy places the organism in Eukaryota, Metazoa, Chordata, Mammalia, Primates, Cercopithecidae. The transcript is spliced from 2 exons. Gene Ontology annotation, molecular function: transcription corepressor activity; transcription factor binding. Gene Ontology annotation, cellular component: nucleus; cytoplasm. Gene Ontology annotation, biological process: negative regulation of transcription by RNA polymerase II. The record is from RefSeq and is a predicted model, not a curated record. Bases 231 to 1643 code for a protein of 470 amino acids.